CCCUCUAGCUUCCAGUUCCCUCACGCCUCUUCUGACCUGAUAUGGUUGUGGGGAGACUUCAGUGAAUUACUGUAUGUGAAAUGCUGCGCGCGAGGCGUGGCAUUAGGUCGGCUCUCAAUCAAAAGUAGUCAAACCUGGACGCCAGUGGAGGCCUGGGUGGCACAGGUUAGGAGCUUCCACGGCCCAAAUACCGGGAGCUCAACUCAGGUACCCCUCUUCCAGCUCCCCACCCCCGCUGCCCAUGCUCCCCUUCCUCGCCCCCACUCUUGUCCCCCGCCCGCCGGAACGCCAGCGGAUUCGGCCGCAACGGCUCGGGAACCGCCGGCGUCCGCGUCUGCAGCGCCGCCAGCCGAGCCGGAGCUGCGUGGGGCUCCGGCUCCCGCACUCCCGCCCCCGCCGAGGAACCAGAAAUGAUGCAACCAGAGAGGCGCAUUCUGAGUGCUGACUCUAAAUAUAACGGCAGUUUUUUCACGUAUGACGUGAAACGACACGUGUACAAUGAGGAAACCUUUCACCAGGAGCACAGGAGGAGGACCGGUUCCUCUGGGAACGUGGACAUUGACAUCACCACCGUCAGUCACCACGUCCAGUGCAGCUGCUCAUGGCACAGGUUCCUAAGAUGCAUGCUUACGGUCUUUCCCUUCCUAGACUGGAUGUGUUUGUAUCGAAUCAAGGAUUGGCUUCUUGGAGACUUACUUGCUGGCGUAAAUGUUGGCCUUGUGCAGGUUCCCCAAGUCCUGACGUUAAGUUUGCUGGCAAGGCAACUGAUUCCUCCUUUCAAUGUCUCAUAUGCAGCUUUCUGUUCUACGGUAAUUUAUGUAAUUUUUGGAUCAUGUCAUCAAAUGUCCAUUGGUCCCUUCUUCCUUGUGAGUGCUCUGAUGAUCAAUGUCCUGAAGUUGUACCCAUUCAACAGUGGCCACCUGAUCAUGGGAACUUUCAUCAAAGAUGACUUUUCUAACCCCUUAUUCUAUAUGGCCUAUAACAGAUCCUUGAGUGUGGUGGCAUCCACAACUUUUCUGGCUGGGAUUAUUCAGCUAUCAAUGGGCAUGUUGGGUUUUGGCUUCAUUGCCACUUACCUUCCAGAGGCUGCAAUCAGCGCUUACCUGGCUGCCACAGCACUACACAUCAUAGCAUCCCAGAUGACUUGCGUCUUCGGGAUUAUGAUUAGUUUCCACACUGGUCUUGUCUCCUUCUUCUAUAACAUAGUUAACUACUGCAUGUCUCUCACAAAAGCUAAUUCUACCAGCAUCCUACUAUUUCUAACUGCUGUUGUUAUUCUGAGAAUGAACAAAUGUAUCCGAAUUUCCUUCAAUCAGUACCCCAUUGAGUUUCCCAUGGAAGUUUUUCUGAUUCUUGGCUUUAGUGCACUUGCAAACAAGAUAAGCAUGGCCACAGAAACCAGCAGGACGCUCACUGAUAUGAUUCCUUAUAGCUUCCUGUUGCCUGUAAUGCCAGAUUUGAACAUUCUUCCGGAAAUUAUUUUAGAAGCCUUUUCCUUAGCUUUUGUGAGCUCCUCACUGCUCAUAUUUCUGGGCAAGAAGAUUGCCAAUUUCCAUAACUAUAAUGUCAAUUCCAACCAGGAUUUAAUAACCAUCGGCCUUUGCAAUGUCGUCAGUUCAUUUUUCAGAUGUUGUGUGUUUACCGGCGCUGUUGUCAGGACUAUUAUCCAGAAUAAAUCUGGAGGAAGACAACAGUUUGCAUCUCUGGUAGGAGGGGGCGUGAUGCUGCUCCUGAUGGUGAAGGUGGGACACUUUUUCCUCGAACUGCCAAAUGCUGUGCUGGCUGGUAUUAUUCUGAGCAACGUCAUACCUUACCUUGAAACCAUUUCCCACCUACCCAAUCUAUGGAGGCAGAGCCAGUACGACUGUAUUAUCUGGAUGGUGACAUUCAUGUCUGCAAUUAUCUUGGGACUGGACAUCGGACUCAUUGUCGCAAUAGUUUUUGCCUUCUUCUUGAUCACUGUUCAGUCACACAGAACUAAGAUUCUUAUCCUGGGUCAGAUCCCUAACACCAACAUUUACAGAAGCAUAAAUGACUAUCGGGAGGCCGUAACCAUUCCUGGAGUGAAAAUCUUCCAGUGCUGCAACCCCAUUACUUUUGUAAAUGUUCACCAUCUGAAGGACAAGCUGUUGAAUGAGGUUGAAAUGGUCAGGGUGCCUCUUAAAGAAGAAGAAAUUUUCCUCCUGUUUAACAGAAGUGGAGAUGGCUCCCAGGAAGGAAAGCUGUGUCGGUGUUCCUGCAACUGUGAUGAACUGGAGCCACCUCCCAGGGUUGUUUACACAGAACGAUUUGAAAGUAAACUGGGCCAUGAUACAUCCUCCUUUAACCUGAUCCGCUGCUCACGUUUGGAGAGCGGGAACGCGAGCCACGCUUCCUCCGAGGAACAAAUACCGUACACAGCAGCUUCCACGUUUCAGAAAAAUCAAGGGCAAAACUAUGAGGAUGAGGAGAAACUUUGGUUUUCUUAUAGCCCCUCUAGAAACAACUCAAUGCCACUUCCUGGAGCUUCUGCCAGUCAGGUCAGGAGUAGGUCACUCGUGCCUUGCUCAGAAUCAUCUCUUGUACCCAGCAUCCACACCGUCAUCCUGGAUUUCUCCAUGGUACAUUUUGUGGAUUCACGGGCUUCAGUCGUGUUAAGACAGAUGUGCAAUGCCUUCCAGAAUGCCAACAUUCUGGUGCUUAUUGCAGGGAGUCACUUUUCUGUGGUCAGGACAUUUGAGAAGAAUGACUUCUUUGAUGCUGGUAUCACCAAGGCCCAGCUGUUCCUCAGCCUCCAUGACGCUGUGCUGUUUGCCUUGUCAAGGAAGUUUCCAGAGCCCUCCGAAUUGAGUAUGGACGAAUCUGAGACAGUGAUACAGGAAACCUUCUCAGAAACAGACAAGGAUUUAGAGUCAAGACAUAAAAUGGGCAGCAUGAUCCCCGAAGCCCCCAAAAAUGUAAGUUCCGGCUUCCCCACAAUCCCAGACACGAUAAUAGAGGAGUCAGAGCUGGACAUGGAGACGGAGCACAUGCUGGAAUCAGAACAAGAAACGGAGCUAGACCCAGAGUACGAACUGGAGCCUGAAUCUGAGCUAGAGCCCGAGACGGAGCCGGAGCCGGAGCCGGAGCCCGAGCCCAAACCCAGGCCAAGGUCUCAGACUUUUCCUCGGCAGCAGUACUGGCCUCUGUAUCAGCCUACACCUCCCAGCUCCCCAAGUCGGACUCCGCCUAGGACAUAGUCGGUGCAGAUGAGGCAUCAACAUAAGAGUUCAUAUUCACCUACGGGAGCAGACACUGAGGAGCCCUAG
Messenger RNA from Rhinolophus ferrumequinum (greater horseshoe bat), 3287 nucleotides. It is a transcript of the gene SLC26A8, whose product is annotated as solute carrier family 26 member 8. Gene Ontology annotation, molecular function: sulfate transmembrane transporter activity; bicarbonate transmembrane transporter activity; chloride transmembrane transporter activity. The transcript is spliced from 20 exons. The record is from RefSeq and is a predicted model, not a curated record. Gene Ontology annotation, biological process: transmembrane transport. Gene Ontology annotation, cellular component: membrane. NCBI's taxonomy places the organism in Eukaryota, Metazoa, Chordata, Mammalia, Chiroptera, Rhinolophidae.